GAGAAUCGAUGGCGCAGAGGCCCGCUUGACAGGACAAUAAACCACAAAGAAGGGCCUCUCCACAGUUGAAGACGCAGCGAUGCUCCGGCAGCAGAGGGAGGACCCGUCUCCGCCCCGCCGCCUCGGCCCGGCAUCCCCCCGCCUCCAGACACUGAAGCCCGGCCACGACUUCCCAUGAGGCCCCCGCCAGAACUCAGCCCGCCCGCUCUGUACGGGGCCGCUCACAUAUGAAUUGACAUGGAGGAUGAAGAUGGGACUUGUCUGCUUGAUGUUUUGUGUGACCCCCAAGCCCUGAACGACUUCCUUCAUGGGACCAAUGAGCUGCAGACUGAGGACCUGCUCAUUAGCUCCUCCUCCGGGGAGCCCUCCCUCUUCACCGAUGCCCCGAGCCCCAUCUCUCUGCCGGGAGACGGCAGCGACUCCCCGGACACGCCUCCGCCUGGCUGCGUGGACCUGUCCUUCCUGGAGGAGGUCCUCCUGUCGUCGCCGGAGGGCGGAGGAGACCCGCGGGCGGCGCGGGUGGGGGCGCCCCCCGCGGAGGCGUUCGAGGCGAAGGAGGGAAGCGAAGCGGAGGGAGCGGAGGAGGCCGAGGUGGCGUGCGACAUCCUGCAGCAGAGCCUGCGGGAGGCGGAGAUCACCGAGCAGACCAUGGCUCUGGAGGCGGGGCCGGCCCGACCCGGGGACGGCCCCGCCCCUCUCCUCUCCCCAUCCGUACACAAAUCCCUCAGCCAGGCGUUGCCCAGAGACACCCAGGCGGCGGUGGACCCUCCCCAGCCCUCCCUCCUGGCCGUCGGGCCGGGCUGCCCUUCUCUGAAACCCGCCGCCCCUCCCCAGCUGAUGGGGCUUUUGCCCGGGAAUGUGUUCGCCGCCGCGUCACCGGAGACCUCCUUCUCCCCGAGUCCCGCCCAGGCGUCCAGUUUGGUCGUCCACAAGGCCGCUCCCGGCGUGACCGGCCGUGCCCUCGUCGGUCCGACCCUGAGGGCGGGCCUCGUCCUGCAGCGCGCCCCGUUCCCCAUCCAGCCCAAGCUGCCCGUCAGUAUUCAGCCCAGACUGGUUCAGAUCAGCCCGAAGCCUCCUGGGCAAAAACACACGCCGGGUCUCACAUUCCUCCCGGGGACCGCCUCGCCAAAUAUUUUACUCUCCCAGCCUCCAGGCCAAAAGGCCGCGGCUCCGCCCCCGCCGCAGCUCCCCAAGCCGCUCAGCCUGCAGCUGGUCAACCAGGGCGGCUCCUUUGUGCUCCAGCCUCAGGGACUCUUCCGAGGCCAAAACCAGUUCCUUCUUCCAGGCCAGUCUCCCGUCACCAUCUCCCAGUCCCCCGGGCGCCACGGCGCGUCGCUCCACCACGUGAAUCCCUCGGCGGGGCAUCUGGUCGAUGGCCCUCAGAUCCUCACCGUGCCCCAAAGACGGCUGAACUUCAGCCCCGUCUUCACCACCUCUUCGGGGCAGCUGGCGCUCCGCCAGGCCACCGUGCUCUCAGGACCGUUGCAGCUGCAGUCGGCGCCCCCGACCGUCUUCCAGAUGCCGGCACAGCUGGCCGGAACCUACACCCCCCCGGGAGGGCAGGGGCAGCGCGCCGCCCUGGUCCACGGUCCCGCUCUCGGAAACCGCAUCACCUUGAUCAACAGUUCCGGGGCGCUGCCCCCAGAUCUCACCUCCAUCUCCAUCGUCAACGGCCCCUCGGUAGUUCGGGGUUUGCCUUUCGCCGCCCGGGCCCCAGAAGGACAGCUGAGCCUCCAGCAGGCGUCGGUGGUGCUGCUGGCAGAGAGAGCAGCUCGGGAGGAGAGGACCGGCUCGGAGGAGACGUUCCAGCAGCCGUCGCAGCCCUACGGACGUGUCCUCCACCACGUCUCGGUGCGGCCCGGUCCCGCGGGGCCGCGGCCCUCCCGUCCUCCCGCGGUCACGGUCCCGCGGCCUCCCCCCGAGGCCCCCGGACCACCCCUGGACCCCGAGCCGGCCGUGGACAUCCCUGAACUCUCGAUGCCCCCAGCAGUCGUGACCCGAGGAGCGGAGGAGGUGACCCACUCGAUGAGUCACAACGAGGCCUUUAUGCAUCACCUGCAACAGCGAGCACUUAGUUUUCCCGUCGCGUCGGAGCUGUCGGUCGGGCCGGUGCCGACGGAACCGCUCGCCGCCCCGGUGGCCGGUGAGGGAGAGGCUCGACCGCAGAGCCGGGCGGCCUCGGGUCAGGACCGGUGCGUCCAGGCGUCUCCGCUUCACUCGGACCCAGCGGACCCCCCGCUGGUCUGCUCCCCCUCUCCCCUCCAGGACACAGAGGGACCAGCCCCGCCCACUUUCUCCACUCAGACCCCUGCGUCCGGACCCGAGGGUUCAGUCACGGCUCCCCAGUCACGCAUCGAGCCCCGGGUCCAGAACCAGGUCCAUCAUCAGCUCCAGGCCUCACAGGCCUUAUUUGCCCAGAACCCGGUGCAGAUAGAGCCCUCUGUCUCCCAGCCCCAGCCUCAGCACCAGGUCCAGGUCCAGCCGUCCGCCUCCCAGCCUCAGUUCUCGGCCGCCCCCCCCCCGCUGCGUGUCUCGGUGCCUGAUCCCACAGCCCAACAGCACACACAAAUCAGUGAGUGUCGAAUCAAUUCAUCGAAUCAUUCCAGCAGCGCUGGCUCCCCUCUUCGCCGCCGCUGUAACCAUCGUCAUCAUCGUGACCCGCAAUACAAUCAUCGUCACGUGUCGCUAUCCUCUCGCCGCCUCCUUCUUCAGAGCCAACAGCUGCCUUGGUCGCGGAGAGCGAAGCGUUCGCUCGGCGUCCCCCCACCCCUCUCCUGCGGCCCACAGGGCCCCGCCCACCCCCAUCCAGUCGAGCCAGAACACCGGCACCACGCCGGAUCGUCCCGCGGAGCAGCCGAGGGAGGAGCGGCUCACGGCCGCCACGCGCCGCCACAGCCUCAGCACCAGGUCCAGGUCCAGGUCCAGGUCCAGGUCCAGCCGUCCGCCUCCCAGCCUCAGUCCUCGGCCGCCCCCCCCCCGCUGCGUGUCUCGGUGCCUGAUCCCACAGCCCAACAGCACACACAAAUCAAGCCAACAGCUGCCUUGGUCGCGGAGAGCGAAGCGUUCGCUCCCGACGUCCCCCCCCACCCCCCCUCUCCUGCGGCCCACAGGGCCCCCAUCCCCAUCCAGACGAGCCAGAACACCGGCACCACGCCGAGGGAGGAGCGGCUCACGGCCGCCACGCGCCGCCACAGGUUCCAGCAGCAGAUCAGUUGGGACCGCUCGGCGGUGCAGACGGCGCCGGCCGGCCCGGCCUUCCCCUCGCUGAAGGACGCCGUGAAGCGCCUGCUGCCGUACCACAGCUGCGCCGGUCAUCUGCCCACGCAGGAGGACUUCGACUUAGUGGACGAGGAGUUUGACGCCGUGUCCGGUUUCCUGCUGCAGCGCACCAAGGACAUGGUGAACAAGUACCGGCAGCUCCUGGUGAGAGAAGCCCAGCAGGAGAGCCCGUCGGCAGAGAUGGUGAUGCUGGAGCGGCUCUUCCUCCAGGCCGAGCGGUGCGCUUUAGCGGAGGACAGACGGAGAGUCCGCAGAGACCCAGAGUCCUUUAUGUCGGCCUCGGCGACAUCGGCGUCCUCCCCCUCCUCCUCCUCCGGCGGCCCCGAGUCUCCACCGGCCUGGACCAGGCUGUCCGACCGGCCCCCGGGGCUGAAGACGUACCGCUCCAGCUCCCGCGGGGCCCUCCGGCUCACCAUCAAGCAGGAGUCCGGCUCCCGCAAGGUGGUCCGCAACUCGGCCUGCGACCACAAGAGGGACCACGCGGGUCAGCUGACCAACGGCGGCGGGGCCGCCGACCAACGCCACCCUCGGGCGCCCAACGGAGCGCCGCGGCGUCCCGAGCGCGACGAGGAGGAGGAGGAGGGGGAGGUGGAGGAUGAGGAAGAGGAGGAGGCCGGAGCGGUGCUUUGCGACGCCGUGAAGGAAGUCGCACAGGCGGCGCCGCAUUCCAGAAUAAAAGCCCCAAACCGGCUUUCUACGCCGGAGCCGCGGGUCGGCGGCUUGGAGUCGCCUCCCAGAGACGUCAGGGGCCCCAAACUGAAAUGCUACAGGUUGGGCGAGUCGCCGCGGUUCAGCCCCCCGCCGCCGCCGCCACCGCCCCUCCAAGAGGACAACAUGCUCAGUGAACAUCUGCAGAGCGCCAUCGACAGCAUCCUGGAGCUCCAGUGCCUGCAGGGCCCCCCCGCGGCCCCGGCCAGGGCCACGCCCGGCCCUUCGCUGGACCACGCCGUCACCAGCAUCCUGGAGGGACGCCUGUGAGCUCAUCGGGACGCACAGACGCACAAACAUCCGUCUGAGGUGGGAUGGAACUUUAAAAAAACAACAAACAACUUCUUCUCUGUUCCUGGAACUUAAUGAGAUUUUGUUUCUGGGUUUCAGAGAUUGCUUUUAAGAAAGAAGAGAGGGGGGGGGGGCAAUGAAGAGGCACUAAUGAGAUGCAGACCAGGUCUGUUGGAUACUUCAUUUCAAUGUAGAAGUGAUCUAUUUGAAUAGGAGCUCUACUGUUUGUGCGGAGGUUCACGACCUUGCCGUGACCUUCAUCAGCAGCUGGUAUACGAGUCACAGCGAGGAGACCGACAGCCGGGACGAGACUGAGAUUAUCCAAUAGUUUUUUAUAAGAUUUCGUUCCAAAAAAAAAAGUGAAGUUCCUCUUACAUCGUGCCAAGCUGCUUCCAGGGUAUUUAUUUUGAUAAUCUGUGCCAAUCGUGUUUUACGUUUGAGAAAGGCGGCAAGUGUGUGCGCCGAGUGUGAGUGUGAGUGUGUGUGUGUGUGUCUUUAUUCGGAUCUGAAGUGUGAACGCAUCGUGCCCACGGGACCCGACACGGCUCCAGAGAAUGAAACUCCAAAGAAUUUGUGACUCGCUCCGUCCUGAACUCACCAGCAGACGACCACGUCGUCGCGUCUCUUCCCACAAACUGGAGUCCGUCGUCGUCAGAAAGCGGAAAGAAAUGAUGCCGAGUCGUGCUUUUUUCUUCUUCUUUUUUUUUUAAGACUCUCGUCGUCAUUCAUGCUGGAGUCUGACUGGGAAACGCUUCUAGUUUCCAGAGAAUGUUUUCCCCUCAUACUUUAUGUAUUAACGCGCAAGCAAUAACAAGUUGGGGUUGUUAGGAGCACUGGUGCAGUGAGGAGGAGGAGGAGGAGGAGGAGGGGGGAGAUCUUCGCCCGAUUGUUUUUUCUUUGUCACCGCGUCGUUUCUAAAGAAUGUCCCGGCUGCAGCGGUGUUCUCGGCGUCAUCAAACAGCCUUUGACUAAACAAAAAAAAAUAUAUAUACUAAAACCCGAUUUAGAAAUCCCUUUAUUUACGAACGCGUCGGUUUUGAAGCCCGCUUCACGCAAAGAAGAUUUAUUUUCACGCAUUUGUCGAGCGAUAUGAUUUGUGCGGCGUCCCGCGCCGACGUGACAAUCCUUUGGGUCGGCGUGGGGGCGUGGAAUCUGAGUCGAGGUGGUCGCGGAAAAACGAUGGAUUUUGUACCUCGGAGGUGGAAAUGUGAAAGCUGCAAAAACGUCUUUGAUUUUUUUUGGAAUAUAAAUAGAAAAUGUAGCUUUUCGAAGGAACCGUCGGUGUGUCGAGGUUCGAGCCGCGAAUUGGAAAUGUUUAGAAGAUGCCUUAUUGCUAAUUCAGUGAACCAUUUUUUUUUAAGGAAAUGGAAUCUGAAAAAGAAAAGAUCCAUGUGUGAUGUUUUAAAUACGGUAACAUCUGGUGUUCUGACCCGUCCCUCCAAAAAGGAAGAAGCAGAAAACACUUCCAGAGUUUUGGGGGUGAAAUCAAACGGGCCUUCUCAUUGCAUUGUCUUUUUUAUUUUUUAUAUGUGAACUUGUCUUUUGUCGGAAUGAACAAAAGGAAUUAUAAUAUGCAGUAAUUUAGCGUUGAAAUCCUCUGCGGUAGUUCGGGUGGACGCACACGAGAAGAUUCACGAAGCACUAGUUUCAUGUUUCAGGAAGUAAAGUCUGAUACCGCUCUCAUGUCUGCAGCUAGUUAGCUUAGCAUAAAGACUGGAAACGGGUGGAAACGGCUAGCCUGGCUACGUCCGAAGGGAUUCGGGGCUGCGUGCCUUUUUAUUUGUUCCUUUUAGAUCGUACUGUUGCAUGCACUAUAAAUCCAACUGGGAUGCGAUACUCUAAUAUUUUCAUCCUGGUCUUUUUGGGCAUAUCUCAUAUAUAUCAAAAUAUCGUAUCGAUUACUUUGCUUUAAAUAGUCGUGAGGGUUUUGGAAUGCACCCAAAUCUGCCAACCGGCACACCUGCAAUCGACAGAAUUUAAUUAACUAAUUCUGUUCCAGAAUAUUUCUUGGCUGGAAGGAGCGACUUCCUUGAAAUAAAAAAGAUGCAGUCUUUGGUUUCUGGCGGCCAGCCAACUGUCACGAAAACGUGACGUAUGGUAAAAAGAAGAUGUUGAUCUUUUCAUGACCUUGACCUUUGACCCGAUCGAUCCCAAAAUAUAAUCAAAUGGUCCCCGGUUAAUAACCAAUCAUCCCUCCAAAUUUCAUGCGAUUCAGUUUAAUACUUUUGGAGUUAUGCGAGUAACACGGAUAAAAAUAAGUAAAUAAAUACAUAAAUAAAUACAUAAAUAAACUAGAACGGGCACUCGGUAGAGCGCAUACCUUCGCAUAUCACAAGAUUGGGCAUUGAAUUAUGAACAUUUUGGCAUUAGUUGCAUGCCAAUUGGAUAAAAAUUGACCGCGCUAUGGUAGAAAGAAGAUUUUGACCUUUUCGUGACCUUGACCUUUGACCCAACAAUCCCAAAAUCUAAUCAAAUGGUCCCCGGAUAAUAACCAAUCAUCCCACCAAAUUUCAUGCGAUUCGGUUUAAUACUUUUUGAGUUAUGCGAGUAACACGCAUACAAAUAAAUAAAUAAAUACACGGCGAUCAAAACAUAACCUUCCGCAUUUUCAAUGCGAAGGUAAUUAUCAUAUUCCACCAAUAUAAUCCCUUAAAUGCCGCACACUACUUUUAAAUGAAUGCAUCAAUAGUUGCGAUUUUAUUUAUUGUUCAAAGGGAUUCAACAUGCAAGCUAACCUCCGGUCUUUAUGCUAAGCUAACAGCAGCUCCACAUUGAACGGACAGACGUGAGGUUUCAAUCUUCGACAUUCGUAUUGGCAAGAAAGACGAUUUUAAUAUUUCCAAAAUUGCCUUUUACUGAAUUUGUCCGAAGACAUAUGAAUAUCAGAGUUUAGAGACAUAUCUUCUGGUGCGUUCCACUCAUGCAGUAAAGAUGUCAGAGUCUCUUUCACGACUAAGGAUGGAGCUCCUCGUCGCCCGUAAACUUCUUACAAGGUGAAUUCCAGCUAAAUGUUUAUUUUUUUGAAAGUAUUUCUCCUCUUUCACACGUUAAGGGCCCUAAAGGAGGAACACUUCUCCGAAGCCGCCUCGUGUGCCAUUGUUAUCGAUGAAUUUGACCCUUAGAGAUGUGCCGAGUCGUCAGCGUUCGGGACAAAGGGAUUAUUACGCGUCGAGCCAUUUCUGUAUUUAUUUGUAAACGUGUUUUUAUUUAUUAAUUCGUCCCGACUGAACUGUGAAACCAGGGGAGCUCGUAACUCUACGCCAACUCAACUCCAGAUACAAAACAUUUGAAUGAGAUUGUUCUGAUGCCAAAAUCAAGAGGCCUUAAUUCAGCAAAACUAGAUUGUAAAAAGAAAAAAAGUCAUUGCUGACAAAAAAAAAGUCAAACUAAAGACUCUGAAAGUCACGAGUGAUUCAUAUAUGAAAUGUUAAGAAACACUUUUGUACUCAUUUUUUAUAGACUAUUUAUUAAACUGAUUUUGUAAGAAAUAAAAAA
Messenger RNA from Pseudoliparis swirei, 7773 nucleotides. RefSeq names its product BRD4-interacting chromatin-remodeling complex-associated protein. Gene Ontology annotation, biological process: positive regulation of DNA-templated transcription. Gene Ontology annotation, cellular component: SWI/SNF complex. Lineage: Eukaryota; Metazoa; Chordata; Actinopteri; Perciformes; Liparidae. The record is from RefSeq and is a predicted model, not a curated record.